This is a messenger RNA of Triplophysa rosa, 4991 nucleotides long. It is a transcript of the gene tmtc3, whose product is annotated as transmembrane O-mannosyltransferase targeting cadherins 3. Gene Ontology annotation, cellular component: endoplasmic reticulum. The record is from RefSeq and is a predicted model, not a curated record. The transcript is spliced from 15 exons. Bases 147 to 2945 code for a protein of 932 amino acids. Lineage: Eukaryota; Metazoa; Chordata; Actinopteri; Cypriniformes; Nemacheilidae. Gene Ontology annotation, biological process: protein O-linked glycosylation via mannose. Gene Ontology annotation, molecular function: protein binding; mannosyltransferase activity.
UUCUCUGUUAAUUCAAUGUUGGUACAAAGCGAACUUGCUAGUUCAUACAAAAUCACCAUUCUCUUUUUAUUUAGCUUUUAUCGAAUAUGACAAGGAUGGGAACAAACAGUGCAACUACAUGUGCUCAAUGAGGUCUCACGUCAGCGAUGGCUGUAGUGUCGUGGAAGGAGAUCUGUCUUCUCACUGGACUGGUGGUGGGAUGCUACUGGAACAGCUUGUUCUGUGGUUUCGUGUUCGAUGAUGUCUCGGCCAUCUUGGACAACAAAGACCUUCGUCCCACAACGCCUCUGAAGAACCUCUUCCUCAAUGACUUCUGGGGCACACCCAUGUCAGAGGAGAGGAGCCAUAAGUCCUACCGACCGCUUACUGUUCUCACCUUCCGCCUCAAUUACCUGUUCAGUGAGCUGAGCUCCUCAUCCUACCACCUUCUGAAUGUGGGUCUUCACGUCGUGGUGUGCGUCUUCUUCCUUCACUUCUGUCGCUUGCUCCUGGACCGAAGCACCGGCCUCAUAGCAGCUCUUUUGUUUGCCGUUCACCCCAUCCACACAGAGGCUGUGACGGGUGUCGUCGGCAGGGCCGAGUUGCUGUCCUCCAUCUUCUUAUUGGCAGCUUUCCUGGCAUACACCAAAUCAAAAGGCGCCGACCACUCCAUCGUGUGGACUCCCAUCAUCCUAACCGUGUUCCUGGUUGCUGUUGCCACGCUAUGCAAGGAGCAAGGCAUUACUGUCAUUGGGAUAUGCUGCAUUUACGAAGUGUUCGUCGCCCAAGGGUUCACGCUUCCCAUGCUAAUAGACACCAUACUUCAGGUGUUAAGAGGAAAAGACAGUUUCCCCUACGCUGUCCUCCAGAUUCUUCUGAAGCUCAUUGUCCUGAUCAUCAGCACACUUCUGGUGGUCAUCAUAAGGGUGCAGGUCAUUCAGUCUCAGCUGCCAGUGUUUACCAGGUUUGAUAAUCCAGCCGCCGUCAGCUCCACCCCGACCCGGCAGAUGACCUUUAACUACCUCCUGCCAGUAAACGCCUGGCUGCUGCUUAACCCCUCUGAACUGUGUUGUGAUUGGACAAUGGGCACUAUCCCCCUGGUCGAGUCCCUGCUGGAUCCCCGUAACCUGGCGACGCUGGUAUUUUACGUCUUGUUGAGCCUUCUGGCCUAUCACAGCCUUUGGCACGGCCAUAGUUCUGCUAAGAUUGUCAUAAUGGCACUCUCUCUCAUCGCUCUUCCAUUCAUCCCUGCAUCCAACCUGUUUUUCCCUGUGGGCUUUGUUGUGGCUGAAAGGGUCCUUUACGUUCCAAGCAUGGGGUUUUGUGUUUUGGUGGCACAUGGAUUUAAAAUCUUGUCCCGAAAAGGGGGUCUAAAGAAAAUGUCUUGGUUGCUCGUGGGAGUUCUUCUGACAACGCACGCCGUGAAGACUUUUAACAGAAACUGGGACUGGGAGUCAGAAUACACGCUUUUUACAUCUGCACUUAAAGUCAACCGAAACAAUGCCAAAUUGUGGAAUAACGUCGGACACGCUUUGGAGAAUCAAAACAAUUACGAGAGAGCUUUGAGAUACUUUCUUCAGGCCACAAGAGUACAACCAGAUGACAUUGGGGCGCACAUGAACGUCGGAAGAACCUACAAGAACCUAAACAGGUCCAAGGAAGCAGAAGAGGCAUAUCUAACUGCGAAAUCGCUGAUGCCACAGAUCAUUCCGGGGAAGAAGUAUGCAACCCGCGUGGCUCCCAACCACUUGAACGUCUACAUCAACCUGGCCAACCUGAUUCGGGCAAAUGAUUCCCGUCUGGAGGAAGCUGACCAACUGUAUAGGCAAGCGAUCAGCAUGAGACCUGACUUCAAGCAAGCCUACAUCAGCCGAGGGGAGCUUCUGUUGAAAAUGAACAAGCCCAGCGAGGCGAAGGACGCCUACCUGCGAGCACUGGAGCUGGACCACAACAACGCAGACCUCUGGUACAACCUGGCCAUAGUCAAUAUAGAGAUGAAGGAUCCCUCGGAAGCUCUCAGAAACUUUAACCGUGCGCUGGAUCUGAACCCACGUCACAAGCUGGCUCUCUUCAACUCUGCACUUCUCAUGCAAGAGUCAGGUGAAGCAAAAUUGCGCCCGGAAGCUAACCGUCGCUUCCUCUCCUAUGUGGAGGAGGAGCCGGACGAUGCUAACGGCUACUUCAACCUGGGCAUGCUAGGGAUGGAUGCUAACGAGAACGAAGAGGCCGAGCGCUGGAUGCGAGAGGCCAUCCGGCUGCAGCCAGGUUUUCGCAGUGCUUUGUUUAACCUGGCGUUGCUCUAUUCCCAGUCGCAACGUGAACUGGACGCUCUCCCGGUGCUGGAUGAGCUUCUGCGAUUUCACCCCGAACACGUCAAAGGCCUGAUCCUCAAAGGUGACAUCCUCAUGAACCACCGCAAGGACACGCGAGGCGCCAAGGCAUGUUUCGAACGCAUCUUGAACAUGGACCCCAGCAAUGUGCAGGCCAAGCACAAUCUGUGCGUGGUGUACUUCGAAGAACGGAACCUCCCGCUUGCCGAGCACUGUCUGGUGGAGACGCUGACCAUGGCUCCGCACGAAGAGUACAUCCGACGACACCUCGCCAUUGUACGAAACAAAAUGGCCGCCAUGAGCACGGCGGGGCAACCCGUUGCACCAGCAGGAGGCGGCGGUGAGUCUGAUGAACAGCAGCGUCGAGACAAAAAGCAUGUGGAGGAAGACGAGGAAGGGCGAGGUGUUGCUUCUGGAGCAGUGGAGGGGGCCAGGAAAGAGAAGAAUUUGAGGAAAUCCUCCCCCACAGAAGGCAUCAACGGCCAGGGCCACGACCAAUCAAAGGAUCUGGAUGCGGGCCAGCCUGACAAGCAGACUAAGAGCAAAUCCACAAAAGAGAUUAAAGAUAUAGAAAAGAAAAGAGCCGCUGCCUUGAAGAGACUAGAGGAGAUUGAGCGCAUAUUAAGCACUGAUUAACCUUGUUUAUCAACCGCCAUGCUAUUUUUAUAUAACUAUUUGAAGAGCCGGAAUGAGGCCUCUGUUUUCAGAUCGAGCCCUUGUUUAUGCAUGUUUCGUUGCGCUUGUGUUAAUUUGUUUCGUGCUUCCUUCAUUGCAGGAGUUAUCUUAGUUUUCUGUGGCUUUAAUUAUGUAAAGCUGUGGACCUAAACUUAUGAACCAGGUGCGCGCUGACAACACGUGAUCUAAACUUUUAAGUUAAACCCCUACACAAAAAAUUACGAAUGCACAACAUCGGCAUCUUAAAGGGAUAGUUCACCCAAAAAAGGAAAAUUUGGUCAUUGACUUUUUUUCUUCUGCACAACACAAAAGAAGAUAUUUUGAGGAACACUGGUCCCCAUUGACUUCCAUUGUAUGGACACAAAACCACAGAGACAUUUCUCAAAAUAUUUUCUUUUGUGUUCCACAGAAGAAAGAGUCAUGUUAUGAAUGACAUGAGGAUGAAUCAACAAUGAGAUCAUUUUUAUUUUUAAAUGAACUGUCCCUUUAAUGUAAUCACGUUGUUUAUUUAUGAUUGUCUAUGUAUUAAAUCACUGGAUUAGUUUAAGUCACUUUGAUAUGUUACCACUGACAAAUUAUCAAAUGCAUUUUACCCAUAAUCACAAAAGAUGAGAAGCCAGCCCAUUUGAAAGGUCGCUGGGUUGUCCCUCUCCUCAGCAAAUUUCCUUCCGCAUGACAUCACCACACUUCCUUGUAUUUUCCACUGCCGUUUGUUCAAGUGUCAUAAUUGGUGUUAUUUCGUUCAGUCUCGACACGGGCUGGUGUCAGUGUUUAAUUAUAUCCUCUGACAUAAUCUCAAAGCCUAAAUCAGACUCACCUCGCUCCCAUCAACCCACUUCUGUUUUUUACCGCUGCGUUUUAUGAUUAUUUACAACUAUAUGCCUUCACUCCAGGAUGUGCCAUAUGGUUUUUAUAGCGUUGGGGCUCUCGCCUGAUUCGCUGAUUUCACAGCCAGGUCAUGCAGAAACAGACUUUUCUUUUUAUUUGGGAAUUUUAUAAUCAAGCAUUAAACAUUAUUUGAAACCGUAAUUGAAUAAGAAGAACAUCGCUGUGCUCAACAGUUCUGAGGAUUCUUUUAACAUUUGUAUUCGGUCAGAGAGAAUCAAUGGAAGAAAUCUCAUUUACUGACGUGUGUUGCUUUGAAUAUAGUAAUUCACUGCAGACGAAGUGCGAAGAGUUGCGCACGCAGACUUGUUGGGUGGAUUCUUUCCUGUGGUGUUCAAACGGUCAUGCGCUAUAGCAGGAAUGCAUGAGACACACUGGCAAACAUUGUUGCUGUUUUACCGUUUACUUUUGAAGGUUGACCCUAAAAAUACCAUCCCCUCCGACCUCUCUGAAGAUCUUCACUGGGUCAAAAAGUCCUCGAAGCCUUUGCAUUUCCAUACAUUUUCCAACGCACGUUAUUAACACUAAUGCAUACUUUGCGCUGGCUUUCUCUGGCUUUUGUUGCAUUAAACCACUACAGAUAAUAAAGCCACUUGAAGUAGCAUUAACCAUUGCAUUUUAUUUUACCAAGUUUCACGUUGUUCACAGUAUUACAAGCUGUUUCGUUAGAGCCAUCGAGCUGUGUUUUUCAUAACACUUGUGUAAGAAACCUGAAUAGGCACAGAUUACCGUCACCUGUAUGAUCUUUUGUUAUUGGCAGCAUCUGCGCAUCUGCCUCUUGUUGAUUUUAUUGUUGGUUUGAUAGUUUGAAGGCAGAUUUACUCUGUUGUAUCGUUUAUUCAUGUUUGGUAUUCUCUCUUUUUUAAGAUUGUUCACUCACUUAAAGCUCGUAUUUAAUGUGUCAGUAUUUCAAAUCCCCCCUCUGCUGGAAACGUUGUCAGGUUUACGUUUUAUAACGUAAAAGUUCCAGCGCACGACUCCCCGACCGCUCAUUUGUAAAAGUUGAUGUGGUUUUACUUCUUUGAUUUACAGUGUUCACGUCUUCUUUGUUUGAAUGAAUGUCUCGAGUACCGAGUGGUGGCAGGCCUAGGGUUUUUCAAUAAAGCUGGAUUCCAACAGGAA